Messenger RNA from Drosophila persimilis, 1281 nucleotides. RefSeq names its product deoxyribose-phosphate aldolase (gene Dera). The coding region runs from base 133 to 1182 and encodes 349 amino acids. NCBI's taxonomy places the organism in Eukaryota, Metazoa, Arthropoda, Insecta, Diptera, Drosophilidae. The transcript has 3 exons. Gene Ontology annotation, biological process: carbohydrate catabolic process; deoxyribonucleotide catabolic process. Gene Ontology annotation, molecular function: deoxyribose-phosphate aldolase activity. The record is from RefSeq and is a predicted model, not a curated record. Gene Ontology annotation, cellular component: cytoplasm.
GAACGUGUCGUGUGGUAAAAUUAUUUGUUUAACAUUCAGUUUUAUUUAAACUGAUAAGGUUGAGGUUGGGGCGGAAGAAGAUUAGAAGGUCAAGAUCAUUUGCAUAUCUCAAAACGGGGAACAAACCGGAAAAUGGACGUAAAAGAGUUUGAAGUGAACAAAACCCUUCCUUAUGACCCCUCCCUGCUCGCUGUUAACAUUUCACUGCGCCAGAUCGAGGAGAUUGCGUCGACUGUGUCCCAGCGCUGCCAUGUGAGCGGCGUAAACGAAAUUGCCUGGGCCUUGAGGGCGCUGAUGCUGACGGAUUUGACCACUCUGGCGGGCGAUGAUACGGCGGCCAAUGUGCGCAGACUGUGCCUGCGUGCCUGCUAUCCGUUCGAGCCACAGUUCUUUGACAAAUUCUUCGAACGAGCUCUUCUCUCUGAGAUUCAUACAGCCGCCGUCUGCGUGUACCCGGCUAGGGUGAAGGAUGCCUACCAGGCACUUCAGCAGUACGACAAACUGAACAAGGUGGCCAUCGCAGCAGUAGCGACUGGCUUCCCCACUGGCCAGUAUGGACUGCAGACGCGCCUGCAAGAGAUUAGUCAUGCCAUUCUGGCUGGCGCAACCGAAAUUGAUAUCGUUAUCAACCGUCAACUGGCACUGGUGGGCGACUGGGAGGGCCUCUACAACGAGGUGGUUCUGAUGCGCAGUGCAUGUGGAAACGCACACUUGAAGACCAUUCUGGCCAUAGGCGAGCUCGGGACAAUGGAGAAUGUUUACAAAGCGGCUAUGGUAUGCAUGCUGGCUGGAGCGGACUUUAUAAAAACCUCCACGGGGAAGGAGUCUGUGAAUGCGACGCUGCCUGUUGGCUUGGUUAUGAUAUUCGCCAUACAGGAGUUCAAGCGUCGCACUUGCCAAAUUGUCGGCCUGAAACCAGCUGGCGGUGUCCGAACUGUGCGAGAUGCCAUUGCCUGGAUGACGUUGGUGAACGAGACUCUUGGUAUGCGCUGGCUGCGUCCCGAACGUUUCCGUUUUGGUGCGUCGGGUCUACUUGAUGACAUUGAGAAAGUAGUACGAGAAGGUGUGGCCAAACUAGAGGCAGAAGAGGCUGAAAAGGCCAAAAAAGGGGAAGCUGUGGUGGAGCAAGACCCCGUGGAAACCCUUUGCAAAGAGCUCCGAAAGACAAAGCAGGAGAAGUAAGCACAGCUUCGCAAUAGCCAUCCACUUCUCGCAUGGACUACAUUUAUUACUGUAUUUUUAUAUCAUGACUAAAAUUAAAUGAACAAUUUCUAUGAGUGA